GUUCCAGCGAGCGGUUCGAACGACAUCGUGUCGAUUGUGCUAACGUAAGAAGAAGAAGAACUUGAGAGAAGAGAUGGCGGAAUUCGUGGAGAAGCGUUGCGAGGAUAUGAUUCCCGAGCUGGAGCAAAUGGAAAGGAUCAAGCUCUUCAAUAAAGACGAGAUUCAGACUGUCAUCAAGAAGUACAAGGAAUUUGAGUACAAAAUUCAACGUUAUGCAAAGUGCAGGCGAGACUUUGAGGAAUACAUACACUUUAAGAAGGAUCUCCUGGCGCUGAUUAAACAGCGUAGGCUUAAAUACGGCAUUAUGAAGAAGAAGUCGGAUAUUGAUUUUGCCGUAGCAAAUAAAAUCAAUAAUUUAUAUAAAACCGCAAUAAACAAGUUCAAUGAUAUCACAUUAUGGCUUGACUAUAUAACAUUUUGCAAAGAAUUGCAUUUUUACAGCAACAUCAGCCACACGUUAAAUAGGAUGUUACAAAUGCACGGAGAUAAGCCGAGAUGUUGGCACAUAGCGGCGUGUUGGGAAUUGAAAGAGAACAAUGACAAAGAGAAAGCACGAAACCUCCUUCUCAACGGCUUGCAUUUGCAUUCGAAAUCGCAGUUGUUAUACAUAGAAGCGUUUAGACUUGAAUUGAACGAUUAUAAGACUGCACUUAACAACGCUGAGAACGCUGAGAACAAGGAGGACGAUUCAGCAUUAACAGCGAGACAGGACAACAGGAUAUUGUUGCCUCUGAGGAAGGCGUACCUGAUAUAUCAGCAGGCCGUCCAACAUGUCAACGAUGUCAGGUUCACAAUUAAGUUGCUGACCAUUGCCGAAAAGCACGACAACACGGAGGAAUUGCAGGAGAAAAUGAUCAGCGACAUGGUGCGAGAUUAUUCUCACGAGGCUCUAACGUGGGACAAGAUGGCUCGUCGCGAGUUGAGGAGGAAGCCGGCGCGACCUGAUAACGUCGACAGAGCGGCCAGUCCCGAGAAGAAGGUCCUGUUGAGAGAUCGCAUCGUCUCCUGCAGCAAUAUCUAUCAAACGGCUCUGAAGGACAUCAACACCGAAGAGAUGUGGUAUCUUUACGUGGAAUGCCUGCUGGAUAUCAGUCGAGAUUCGCGGUCGUUGGCGAAUUUCAAGAGGAAGCUCCUGAAAAUCGCCCUCUCGCAAGCACAUCAGGCGAGAAAGCUGACGGAGAAACAUUAUUUAUAUUGGUUCGAUAUGCUGAGCGCCAAAGCGGGCGACGUGAACGCGCAGAAGAAGCUGCGUCAGAUUCUGCGCGAGGCGACCGACGCUGUGCCGAACAGCGUCGUCAUUUGGUACGCGCGAAUGAAACACCUGCUGGUCUCGGGCCGGGGGAAAGAAGUGGCCGCGAUAUACCCGAAGGCGACGCAAAUGUUGGGAAAGAAAGCGCUGCCUCUGUGGAAGAUGCGGAUUUCGCAUGUCCGAAGAAUGAAGAGCUCGGUGAAGACCGAGAAGACGUUUCGAGCCGCUUUACAGGCACACGCAUUCAUCGCCAAAGAUAUAAAGCCUGUUUAUCUUGACUGGCUCGCCUCGACGAAAGGCAUUGAAGCAGCUCGUGAGGCGUACAAUAGCAUGUCCCUGGAUCCGCCGUUAAAUCUGGAAUUGCACAAAAAAAUGGCGUCGCUCGAAGUCGCGCUGCAACCUAAUGACGUCUCGGUGAAACAUGCACGGCGACCUCACGAGUUGGCGACGCACCUGUUCGGCGCGAAAGACAAGUCCGUUUGGCUGGACCAGAUGAAAUUCGAGUGGAAGUACGGCGAGCCUUGGAACGCCGGUCGAGUGCACGACAGGGCGUUGAAGACCCUGGACGGCAGUCUGACGGCCUCCUUCAUAGAGGAUUGCGUCCACAUGAAAUUGGAGUGCGCGCAAAAGCUCGAGGCCGACGACGAGACGGUGACUUCACUGGACAGUGGCAGUGACGCACAUGUUGAUAUUGACUAAUUUAAUGUAUCGAUAAUAAAUAGUAAUAGGUGUGUA
This is a messenger RNA of Dinoponera quadriceps, 1984 nucleotides long. RefSeq names its product U3 small nucleolar RNA-associated protein 6 homolog. Gene Ontology annotation, molecular function: snoRNA binding; protein binding. Gene Ontology annotation, biological process: maturation of SSU-rRNA from tricistronic rRNA transcript (SSU-rRNA, 5.8S rRNA, LSU-rRNA). Lineage: Eukaryota; Metazoa; Arthropoda; Insecta; Hymenoptera; Formicidae. The record is from RefSeq and is a predicted model, not a curated record. The coding region runs from base 74 to 1948 and encodes 624 amino acids. The transcript has 9 exons. Gene Ontology annotation, cellular component: Pwp2p-containing subcomplex of 90S preribosome; small-subunit processome.